AUGGAGAUUGCACCGGCGCCGCGCCGGAACCCGCGCCGCGGCGAGGAGCGGGUCAUGCUCCGAUGCCGCCGCGUCUACUUAGGCACGGCCCUGCGGCGCGACGUCACGGUCGUCUUCGCGCCGUCCUGCGUCACGAUGGAGUGGCGGAGCGACCAGAGUGGCUUGUACAUCGAGACCAGAAUCGGACCGUCCCAUAUGACCUCGUUCGACAUAUACCACGGCCCGGCGCGCGGCGCGGGCGGCGACGGCGAGGCCAAACCCAUCAACCUCGCGGACGACGACGAAAUGGCGCCGGAUGCGAUCCGCGAAUUUUUCGCCAUCGGCCUGCGCCAGAAGCCGCGGCACCUCCGCUCCGUGGAGGGCUUCGAGCCCAGCGACGACGCGGGGCCGCGCAAGUACGUCGUCGUCGUCCUCGACGGCGAGGCCCUCGCGACCUUUAAGCGCGAGGCGGUGCCGGCCGUCGUCUGGGGCGGUCACGUCGGCUGGCCCGCCGCGCCCGUCCUCGGCACGGCGGCGGCGGCGCGGCCGUUCCUCGAGGGCGUUCCCAUCGCCGACGCGCUCGCCGCCGCCGCCGCCGCAGAGGACGCCGCGGCGUUGCGGCGGACGCCUUCCCGCGCAUCGCGCCGCGGCCGCGCCGCCCGGUCGGUUGUCGACGUCGACAAAGACCGCCGCGUCGCGGACGCCUACAAAUUGCUGGGCGAAGAUUGGAGAGAGGAGUACAACAAGAUCCCCGACCACUGCAAAGCCUUCAGAGAUCGGUUGCAAUUGGUCCCCAAACCACUCAUUAUGAGCGUCGAGUCGCCGCCGAUAGCGUCUGAGGCUUUCAGGGCGGCAUGCACCGUGGGUGACCUCUUUUCCUACUUCCCGCUCGCCAUUAAAAUACGAAUCGGGUCGCUCGUCUCGAAGGAUUUGGUCAAGCACAUCCGCGGGCGGCCCGUCGACGUCACGACGCUGGCAAAAUUUUAUAAACGCGGAGGGUGGUCGAGCGAGCCUAGACGCUUCGACGCCAAGGAAAUCCGCGCGCUGGCGCGGAACCAGGGCUGGCGCGUGAGCGGCAUCUGCCUCUGGCAAGGGGCGACACGGUUGCACAGGCUUCCUUUAGCAAACAUUACCAAUCUCGACUUGGCCGGAUACCCCCACAGCGAGCUCAACGGGACGUGGUACUAUGAUGAGGUGCAUGACCAUGGGCUCACGCUCGACGGCCUCUCCGCGUGCCCGUUGCUCGAGCGGCUCGUCCUUUCGCGGCGAUACUUCGUGCGAGAUAUUACGCCGAUCGGGUCGCUUACGAACCUCGUGGAACUCAAUCUUUUUGAGUGCAUCAAGGUCACGAACUUAUCGCCACUCGCGAACUGCCCGAAGCUCGAGACCCUGGACCUGGGCAUGUGUUUUGAACUUGCGGACGCAGCGCUGCAGCCCCUGGCCUCGAUCACUUCGCUGCGCACCCUCCGCCUGAAUUUUUGUCGUACUAUCACUCGUUUGCCGAAUCUCGAGUCGCUCACGAGCUUGGAGCUCGAGCACUGCGACGGCAUCCAGGACCUCGCGGCCUGCGGGCUCCCCGGGCAAAUUACGACCCUCUCGCUCUGCUGGCGCGCCUGGGAUGAUGGUGAGUGGGGUGGCCCUCGGCGUGGCGUGAACCUUACUGAUCUCGCGCCUCUCACGCGGCUCGAGGGGCUCACUUCUCUCGACCUUAGCUAUGUGAUGCAUAUGGGCAGUUUGGAGCCACUGGCAUUGCUACCGCAUCUGCUGAAGCUAAAUUUGGACGACAUUUCUCCCGGCGGAUACCGUGAUACUAGGAUAAUCGAUUUGGAGCCUCUCGGUCAGAUCGCGACGCUUGUUAAGCUAGACUUGAGGUAUAUGUGCAAGAACGCCGGCCCUGAUGCUUUAGCAUUUGUUCGCAACUUAACUGCAUUAGAGGAAUUAAUUAUCGUGGGUUGUGGCGCUAACGCGGAAGGUGACCGCGGCUACGACUGGAAUUUCAACCACUUGUCCGGGCAUCCGACGCUUCGUCGGUUGAAUAUUAGGAAUCAUGAAUUGACUGACGCGAAAAUCGCCUUUCUGCCGUCGCUGCCCGAGCUCCGGUCUCUUCAUAUGAACCUCCCCGCCACUCUGACGACGCUCGAGGGCACUCUCAUGCGCUGCCCGAAACUUAGGAAAUUGAACUACGACCUCUACUAUUUCGACACGUGGGCGUGA
This is a messenger RNA of Pelagomonas calceolata, 2193 nucleotides long. The record is from the annotation of a GenBank genome assembly. Lineage: Eukaryota; Pelagophyceae; Pelagomonadales; Pelagomonadaceae.